Molecule: messenger RNA, 2355 nt
Organism: Anguilla rostrata (American eel)
Lineage: Eukaryota; Metazoa; Chordata; Actinopteri; Anguilliformes; Anguillidae
Exons: 7
Coding region: 718-2145 (475 amino acids)
Biological process (GO): transmembrane transport
Cellular component (GO): membrane
Molecular function (GO): transmembrane transporter activity
Source: RefSeq, a predicted model, not a curated record
GGCUGUGUUGCGAAUGUUUGCUUUUAUUUUGGCAAUGCAACAGCAUGUUAUGGUCUGAUUUUGCAUAUUUAUUACGUCACGCUGCAUUGGGCUCUGAAAUCAGCUUUCUGGCCCUCAAAGAAUUGAGGAAAUAUUGGGUAGCAUUGCUUUGGAAUACAUCUUAUUUAAUUUCGUUGAGGCAAGAUAGCCUAUAUUGUUUGUAGUACCGUAAACUUGGCGUCAUUUUAUAUCAAUACUUUUAAUGGCAGGCCUGGAUUUUGGCAGUCUGAAUUAAUGAGUUAUAGACGGUGUGUGCAUGCUUUGCAGAUGUUAGAGCAGGAUAGUGUUCAUUGUUCUCGGCUAGAAAUAGCUGUACAAAAUAAGUAAUUGUACCUUACUGAACCCGUGUUCAGCAGUUGUCUACGAUCAUGAAAAUGCACUUUUGUACGUCGCUUUGGAUAAAAGCGUCUGCCAAAUGAAUGUAAUGUAAUGUAAUGUGAGUAAUUUGGCAUUUUUGUACGUUGAAAACGUGUUUUUGAUGAGAUUUCGAUAUAAUGCACAUGCUGUAGUGAGCUCGCCUGACCUGUUGAAACUGCGUAGUAGGAAUCUUGACUUUGUGGUAGCAGUAUGACUACAAAAUACGGAAGUGUAAUAGGUCCAUAAAAAGUUUGCACAUUUACUUUUGGGCUGCUGACUAUCAUGUGAUAGUGUUACCUGAUUUUACGAUAAUAAUAUUUUAUGUUUCCUUUUUGUUACCGUAGUCUUGCUGUUUCAGUGGUUAGGUUCUUGAAAAUGCCUGGGUUGAGAGAAAGGUUAAGAGCGAUUUUCACGGUGGAGCCCGUUCUUUUCUUCUUCAUGACGAGUACUUUCAUUUUUGUACCAGCAUUUCAACAGCUUGUCAUCGCCAAGGUGUGCAAUGAGAUGUACCCAAACAAGACGGUCUGUGCUGAUUCCAUCCAGAUAAAGGGGGAUGUGGAAAUUCAGAGGCAAUCCUCCUACAUUCUCUUGGCCUACACUGGAAUGCUCAGCCUGGUGUCCAUCCCUCCAGCCAUGAUAUUGGGCUCCUGGUCUGACCAAGGGGGGCGCAAGUUGGGCAUGGUCCUGCCCAGCCUGCUGGCCCUGGUUUCCAGUUCCGUCUUCAUCGCCAUGGCGGUUGUGGAAAGUGCCAGCGCCUACUGGGGCGUGGCGGCGGCCCUGGUGUCGGGGCUCUCGGGCAGCCACGUCUCCGUGUUCCUCAGCUGCUUCAGCUACGUGGCCGACGUUGCCGACGCCAGCAGCCGCACCCGACGCAUGGCCCUGGCCGAGUCCAUGGUCUUCGUGGGCGGGACGGCGGGCUUCCUCCUCAGCGGCUUCCUGCUAACCCGGUUUGGGUUUGUGGCGACUUUCGGGGUCUGCUGCGCUUUCCACGUUCUCAGCGUCCUGUACGUCCUGCUGUGGCUGCCCAGCCCUGACCGGACGACGCAGACCCUGCUCGCCGACAGCCAGGAAGAGGCGGGCAGCGUCCCGCUCGGGCUGUCCGUCCUGACGUACGCCGGACGCUCCUUCAAGACCAUGUUCAGAGAGCGGCGGGACGGCGAGAAACAUAAGCUUCUCCUCCUGAUGAUCUGCACCUUCCUGAACAACUUGAUAGCUAUGGGAGAUCAGGCUGUCUUACUCCUCUAUCUGACGUACACGCCAAGAGAGUUCACCACAGAGAUGUAUGGUGUGUUCAACUCUGCACGGAUGCUGUUGUUUGGAUUUGCCUUGAUGGGGCUGUUUCCAUUGCUGUUGAGAUGCUUUGGGGAGAUGACGCUGGCCAAAAUGAGCGCCUUCUUAAGGACGGUGUCUUGUGUCCUAAUGGCGUUUUCCACAAACACAUGGAUGGUGUUUCUGGCGGCGGUGGUGGGGACACCAUCUGGGAUCCCGCAGGCUGUGACCCGAUCCCUGUCUUCUGCCAUCGUUGACCCCAAUGAGCAAGGUGCUAUGUUUUCCUUUAUGGCCUCGAUGGAGGCCUUGUGCCUCCUUGUCGCUGCGAUGCUGUUCAAUGGCUUAUACCCUUUGACCUUGACAUCAUUCCCUGGGAUGGUCUUCAUCAUGAUGGCCGGAUUUGCCUUCAUUAUAUUGAUCUUCAUACAGUGGAUCAGCGAAAUGCCAGCCACCCAACCUCGCCUGGUCGACCAGGACUAAACUGCUGCUGCACCUUGGGAUACUGACGGGAGAGGGAAGUUUCAGGGGCUCGUAAUGGGCGGUGCUACAUUGACCUGUCAAUAACUUCCUUCACCCAAUCAAACAUUUUUUUUUCUGCUCUCCGCUGCAGAAAGCACAAUGACUGCUCCAAGGAGCAUUCCAAAUGAGAAGAAAAGUGAAUCUUAUAAUAAACAAAUUUUGUACCACUCA